Messenger RNA from Aureococcus anophagefferens, 3195 nucleotides. RefSeq lists its product as hypothetical. The coding region runs from base 1 to 3195 and encodes 1064 amino acids. Gene Ontology annotation, molecular function: oxidoreductase activity. Lineage: Eukaryota; Pelagophyceae; Pelagomonadales; Pelagomonadaceae. The transcript has 2 exons. The record is from RefSeq and is a predicted model, not a curated record.
AUGGGUCGCAUCAAACCCUGGCAGCACUACAACUGGCACGACGACCCGAAAGACCCCCUCUCGCACUGGCCCGUCUUCUCGCUCGUGCCCGACGAGGACGGCGCCGACGGCGAGACUCGCGUCCGCUUUGAGAACGGCAAGACGAAGUGCGUCCCCGUCAGCGAGCUCGUCCGGGCGUACCAGUUCCCCGACCCGGGGCGGGAGCUCUGGCAGGAGCGCCGCGGCGACUACCGCCUGGUCACCGCGACCGGCGAGCGCGACGGUCUGCUCGUCGAGGUCGAGGUCGGCGGCGACGUCAACGCGCAGGUCCACGUCGACGACCUCACGCCCAAGGUGCGCGACUUCACGCUCACACGCCCCGAUUUCUACAACGAGUGCGACACACAUCGUGACGGUAAUCCGACACUCGUGCCCGCCGCGAGCCACCCGGACAUCGUCUACGACAACCAGUUCCGCGGCAAGGUCGUCCAUUCGUCCAAGACGAAGAACAAGGAGCUACAAGCGGCGCGAGCACACAAGUCGACGCUCACUUUUCUGGGCGAGGAGCUCUACGAGUCCAUGGGCUUUCGUGAAGCAAAGCGGCUUCGGUACGAGCGGGAACGCGAGUACGCGCCGCAGUGCAGCGCCUGCGGCGCGGACGUCGCAACCUGGCUCUGCCGGUGCGGGGGGGCCGGGACGGCUCACGCGCUGACGGGCAAUCUCGUGCGCUCGGCCGUGCGGCGGGUCCGCGACCUCGACAUCGGCGACCUUCCUUCCUUCCAGUGCGAGCUCCUGACGGGCAUCACGACUCCCGCACUGCUCAACAAGAUCCUGGCCGCGGCGACGGGCAUGCCCGACGACGAGCUCGCCGCGGCGCUGGCCGAGACGCACCGCCCGGCGUUCGCCGGCGGCUCCGAGCGGCGGCUGGUCGAGACGGACCACAUCUUCGCCGUCGCCCGGCGCCUCCCGGGCCAGCGCAAGCCGUGCCUCGACCGCCUUCCCUCCUUCUUCACGCUCGACGACAAGCCCGACUGGGACGAGGACGGCCGGCCGAACGCCGCGCUCCGGCGCCUGUCUCGCAUCGAGCUCCUGCAGUACAUGUUCCACGCGGACAACAAGUUCAAGGGCGCCAAGGUCACGCAGGAGAUAGUCGACGACGCGCGCGACUUCGAGGGCUGCUUCUACAGCAUCGCGGAGCUCAAGAAGCCGGACCCGCUCGAUCGAAAGUACCUCCGCGAGGCGGAGAUCCUGCGCCGCGUGACCGCGUGGGGGAAGCGGCGCUACGGCAUCUUCGGCCGCUGGUACCCCAUCGGCGGCCGCGCCGACCCCCCCUGGUACCUGGGCCUCGGCGCCCUCUGCCUCGCGGGCCUCAGCGUCGCGAGGCGCCAGCAGGCGCCGCCGCUCGUCGAGUCGCUCGAGGGCGGCGCCGGCGCCGGCGCGCCGCUGGACUGGAUCGUGUACAACAAGUACACGCUCAUGACGCCCAUCCCGAGCGUCUACCCCUGGAAGCGCAUCGCGGAGCCGCACCGGGACCACCGCCUCGUCGUGCUCGGCGCGGACGAGGACCGCUACGCCUACACGUGGCGCGUCGAGCGCACCAACACCUACCGGGACGUCAACGGCGCCAACGUCAGCCACGUCUUCGACGCCGUGGGCAUCUGGCGCGCGCGCGUGACCGAGGCGCCGCGGUCGGGCUCGGCGUCGUCGGUCGUGUCCGCGGGCGAGAUCAUGGUCAAGUACGUGCGGCGCGAGAUCCGCUCGCUCGACGACGAGGACCGCGAGGCCUUCUUCGGCGCUUUGCGCGUCGUCUACACCGUGCCGACGCGCGACGGCCAGCAGCAGUUCGGGAGCGACUACAGCGACAUCGCCUUCUUCAGCCGCAUGCACCUCCUCGGCGCCGCGGACCGGUCCUGCGACCACUGGCACGACGACGCGGGCCUGAUGACGCACCACAUGAGCUUUACGCUGCUGCUGGAGCGGUCGCUCCAGGCCGUGAACCCGGCGGUCUCGGUGCCGUACUGGGACUACUCGCGCGACGCGUACGAGUACGGGCCGAACUGGCGCGAGUCCGUCGUCUUCAACGAGUCCUGGUUCGGCGGCACCAAAUCGCAGAACGCGUCGCUCAACGUCAUCGACGCGGGCGCCUGGGCCUGGACGGGCGUCCUCGCGGACGCGCGCGACUUCUCGAACAUCACGAACCCCUACGGCAUCCUCCGGAGCCCCUGGAACGCGAACCCGCACCCCUACGUGACGCGCGCGGACAACGUCUUCGGGUACCAGGCCGCGGGCUACACGACGUUCCCGGGCUGCAACGAGAUGCACGCGUGCUUCAAGCACGACCGGCUCAGCGACAUGAACGAGUGCCUCAACGGCUACACGCACGGGCCCGUGCACAUCAUGCUCGGGGGCCAGUGGAACGUGGGCGCCGAGGCGUCGGCGACGAUCAACGACUACCACAGCAACCGGCUGCAGUUGCUGCUGUUCAAGGUGCUCUGGCGCAUGGGCUACGCGGACUGCCCGACGGACUGCUCCUCCGACGCGCAGGCGGACUGCCGCUGUUCUUGUUCCAAGGACAAGCGGGGCGACCUCGAUUUGACGGAGAUCAUGGCGAACGUCACGGGCGUCUUCCACUGGGUCGACGCGGUGAGCGACCGCAUCUUCUACGAGAACGCGUCGUGGCACAUCCGCGACGAGGGCGGCGGCGCGUCGCCCAAGGCCAUGGAGGACCUGUUCGACACGUUCUGCGACCCGGGCUGGGUCGGCGAGCUCUACACGUCGAACGCGCCCGCGGACCCCAUCUUCUGGCCCAUCCACACGACGGCCGACCGGCUCUUGUCGUGGAAGCGGAUCCUGGCCCACAAGGGCAAGACCCUCUUCAACCAGACCUGGGGCUACGCGCACCCGUCGGCGACGCCGUCGGACACGGGCAAGGUCUGCGACUGGCUCGCCAAGGACGAGGCCAUGGACCUGCCCGAGUGCCGCGUGGAGACGUGCGAGGGCCACAACGCGGAGGACCUCCUGCCGGGCAUGCCCGAGUACACGAACGCCGAGUUCUACGACUUCAUGGACCCCUACAACGACGACCUGCCCUACCUGUACGAGAAUUUCGACUGGGACCACUGCGACAAGCUGAACUUCACGUUCUCCGCCGCGGACUACCCGACGUCGUUCCGCGAGCACGAGGCCGGCGGCGAGGUGUCGGGGAAGCCACACUAA